AUGGGGAGAUUCGCUGUCAAAUCGCUAGACCAUCUGGUCCUAACAGUCCGCAAUAUUCCCCAGACUAUCGCAUUCUAUACAACCUACCUGGGCAUGCGCCACGAGAUCUUCACACCAGCUAACCAAUCCAUUCAGAGACAUGCCCUCAUCUUUGGAUCUCAGAAGAUAAAUCUUCACCAAUCGGGCAAGGAAUUUGAACCCAAGGCCCACGACGUGAUGCCAGGAAGUGCCGAUUUAUGCUUUUUGACAGACGAGAAUGUGGAAGAGGUCUUGAAGGUAUUUCAAGAUGCCAGGAUGGAGGUUCUGGAAGGCGCCAAGGUUGUAGAAAGAACUGGGGCUGUUGGGAAAAUUCGCAGCGUAUACGUGAGAGAUCCCGAUGGAAAUCUUAUUGAGUGA
Molecule: messenger RNA, 396 nt
Organism: Penicillium coprophilum
Lineage: Eukaryota; Fungi; Ascomycota; Eurotiomycetes; Eurotiales; Aspergillaceae
Product: VOC family protein
Exons: 3
Coding region: 1-396 (131 amino acids)
Source: RefSeq, a predicted model, not a curated record